UUGACAAUGCGGAAGGAUACCGUGGUGUGCAGACCAAAAAGACUGAAAUUCAGGAAUGAGACGAUCCUAGCGCUUUACACCAUUCUCCAAAUAGCAGCUUAUAUAGAUGGAUUGGGAAAUAUCGAAAGACCAUGUACUCCCUUGAUACCAUGUGGCUCUAUUACAUCUCGCAAUAGUAACGUCAUCGAUUUAAUCCCGAAGAUUUCAAACAGGAUGAUGACAAGCAGAGCUUUUAACAGAAAGAGUGAGGAAAUGUUAAUGUGUUCUUUGCCAGCCUGCCUGAGUAACCCUUGUCUGAAUGGUGAAACCUGUGUGGAAACCAUGGUCGGUUAUCGAUGCGAAUCAUCGGUGUGCUACUCUGAUUGUAAUGCUGCGCUUGACGCUGCUCACCGCGUGGAUGGUGUCUAUCGGAUCUGUUUUAUCACAUCAGACGGUGUUUACAAAGGACCUUACAGUGUAUGGUGCCGCUAUGAUGAAACAUUUCACAUCGGAUGGCUGGUCAUACAGAGGCGUUAUGGCGGGAGCGUUAACUUUGAACGGCCGUGGGAAGACUACAAGCACGGCUUCGGCAAUAUCUCGACGGAGUUCCGGCUCGGCAACGACCUCAUUCACGACCUGACAAGUAGCAGGACCUUCCUUCUCCGCAUAAGCAUGUGGAGUGAGGACGGUUCAUACUAUCACGUGAGAUACCAUCCUUUUCGAGUCGGAGACGAGGGUAGUGGUUACCAACUCCACCUUUGUCGACGUACAUGUGGUACGUGA
Messenger RNA from Lytechinus variegatus (green sea urchin), 762 nucleotides. RefSeq names its product angiopoietin-1-like. The record is from RefSeq and is a predicted model, not a curated record. NCBI's taxonomy places the organism in Eukaryota, Metazoa, Echinodermata, Echinoidea, Temnopleuroida, Toxopneustidae. The transcript is spliced from 6 exons. Bases 7 to 762 code for a protein of 251 amino acids.